Drosophila persimilis is the source of this 1076-nucleotide messenger RNA. It is a transcript of the gene fig, whose product is annotated as protein phosphatase PTC7 homolog fig. Bases 54 to 1076 code for a protein of 340 amino acids. Lineage: Eukaryota; Metazoa; Arthropoda; Insecta; Diptera; Drosophilidae. The transcript has a single exon. The record is from RefSeq and is a predicted model, not a curated record.
AUAUACUAGAACGAACUUUUAAGAAACAAAAGCGAAAAACGUGAAGAAGGAGAAUGGCUUUUAUGCGUUCCAAGCCAUCGCUGGGUUCCCUGGCCCGCGUUGCCUUUCGCUGGUGUGGUCCUGGCGUGGGGCUCGUCAGCUACAGCCAGGAGCCGUAUCUGGUGAAGGCCGUGCAGGGCAAGUCCAAGCCCAGGAGUCCCACCUUACAGUCCGCAAUGCAGCCCAGAGCACAGGCCGAGACGAUUCAGGCCCCCAAGUGCUUCGGGGAGGACAGCUUUUUCUUCAGCUCCACGCCCAAGGCCGAUGUGAUGGGCGUGGCCGACGGUGUGGGCGGCUGGCGGGAUCGAGGCAUCGACGCCGGGCGCUUCUCCCGGGAUCUGAUGCAGCGCUGCUUCGUCCACGCCCAGAAGCCCACCUUCGAUGCGCGCAAUCCGCGCCAGCUCCUCAGCGAAUGCUACGGCGAGAUGAAGCGCAAGUGGAAGCCCAUCCUGGGCAGCAGCACCGCCUGCGUGGUGGCCUUCAAUCGCAGCGAGUCGGCCCUGUACACCGCCAACCUGGGCGACAGCGGGUACGUGGUGAUCCGCAACGGCAGCGUCCUGGACCGUUCCGAGGAGCAGACGCACUUCUUCAACAUGCCCUUCCAGCUGACAGUGCCGCCGCCCGACUCCAACCGCGAGAUGUGGUUCUGCGAUGAUCCCUCGGAGGCGGUGGCCACCCGCCUGCUCCUGCAGCCCGACGACCUUGUGCUGGUGGCCACCGACGGGCUCUUCGACAACAUGCCCGAGCAGAUGCUGCUCGAGAUGCUCUCCAAGGUGCAGGGCGUCCACGAGCAGAAGGCCAUACAGGAGGCGGUCAAUCGUGUGGUGGAACGGGCGGGCGCCCUCUCGAUCAACCCCAUCUACAAGUCCCCCUUCUGCCUCCGGGCCCUGGAGAACAACGUGCCCUAUGGGGGCGGAGGCAAGCCGGACGACAUAACCGUGGUCCUGGCCAGCGUGGCGAUGCGCCAGUGCAAUACCGUGGGGGAUUCCAAUGAAUCCAAGGGCUCCGCCCUACGUCCACGUCUAUCCUUUCCCUAG